Molecule: messenger RNA, 556 nt
Organism: Chrysoperla carnea
Lineage: Eukaryota; Metazoa; Arthropoda; Insecta; Neuroptera; Chrysopidae
Exons: 3
Coding region: 105-524 (139 amino acids)
Cellular component (GO): trans-Golgi network
Source: RefSeq, a predicted model, not a curated record
AACGACACUGUCAAACACAAAGCUUAUUCAUAAAAAUAAUAAAGAAUAUUAAAUUAUUGGUGAAAUUAAUAAAUUUGAAACGAUAAUUUUAAUAAACAAUAAUUAUGUCAAUUGUUGCUGAAAAACUUCAAGAUGAUACAAAUAUUCCGUUGGCUGAUGACGAUCCACAAGUUAUCAUUCAAGAUGAUCCAGAAACUGGAUCAGAUUUGUUACAUGCACGAAGUAUAGAUUCAAUUCCAUCGUCGUUUACAAAUGGUAGCACCAGUCCGCAUAAUUUAGUGAUGGGUCCGAAUAGUUUAGAUGUGGAUGUUAGUAUUGAUGAACAAGAGGAGAAAGCUCGAUUGAUAUCACAAGUUUUAGAAUUGCAAAAUACACUUGAUGAUUUAUCAAGACGAGUUGAUAGUGUGAAAGAAGAAAAUUUAAAACUUCGUUCAGAAAAUCAAGUAUUAAGUCAAUAUAUUGAAAACUUGAUGUCCGCUUCAUCUGUAUUUCAAUCGACAUCACCAAAGAGUAAAAAAAAUUAAAGGGAAAAACCAAAAAAGAAGAAAAUUUACAA